AUGCCUCGUGCACCACCUCCUAGCUUAGUGAUCCCAGAAUCCUACGCCUCUCUCCCAUUGCGCCAGAUUACGGUAUCUAAUGUUCCAUACUCAUCGUCGACGGUGACACCAGUUCUUGUCAUCACUUUGAAUAGACCCGAGAAGCUCAAUGCAUUCACCGAUAUCAUGCGAGAAGACCUGGAACAGGUCUAUGAGCUUGUCGAUAUCGAUCCGAGAGUCAAAGCCGUAGUUUUGACAGGUGCAGGAAAGAGCUUUUGCGCUGGAGCAGACCUGGAGAUCGGAUUUCCUGGUGUACGAGAUGCGAACGGCAUCGUGAGAAGACCAAAGGUAGAGCGCGACGUGGAUCAUCGGGAUGGCGGUGGAAGGGCAACUCUGGCUAUUCAUCAUUGUUCAAAGCCCACUAUUGUGGCCUUACAAGGUUCAGCUGUUGGUGUUGGCAUCACCUUGACACUUCCAGCCUGCAUACGUGUGGCAUACGCAAAAGCAAAAAUAGGGUUCGUCUUCAGUCAGAGAGGUGUGGUCAUGGAGGCAUGCUCCAGCUAUUUUCUACCACGCUUAGUGGGAUACUCGAGAGCAAUGCAUCUCGCUACUACUGGAGGUGUCUACCAAGCCGACCACAGGCUAUUCGAACCACUCUUCUCGGAAUUAUGCUCAACCCCCGAAGCUACUCUAGCACGAGCGCUCGAGAUUGCGGAUCGUUUGGCAAAGAAUACAUCAGUCGUCUCGACGAAGAUAAUGAGGGAGCUCCUAUACAGAGGUCCUGAUAGCGUGGAGGAAGCUCAUCUUCUCGAUUCACAGAUGAUCUACGGACUCUACGGGCGGAAAGACAACCUUGAAGGCGUUGCGAGCUUUCUACAGAAGCGACCCGUGAACUUUGAGGGUAAAAUGCCUCAGGAUGCGCCUGAUGGUUACCCCUGGUGGAAGCAGGUUGACAUCGGCGACAAGCCACUUGAGUAUAAUUAUGAGAAAUCGAAGCUGUAG
Messenger RNA from Exophiala bonariae, 981 nucleotides. RefSeq lists its product as uncharacterized. The transcript has 2 exons. NCBI's taxonomy places the organism in Eukaryota, Fungi, Ascomycota, Eurotiomycetes, Chaetothyriales, Herpotrichiellaceae. Bases 1 to 981 code for a protein of 326 amino acids. The record is from RefSeq and is a predicted model, not a curated record.